CUUUGAAAAAAUCACGGUUCAAGGGAGUCAAAUUCGUCAAAGGACUAACAUCCCUGGGGAUGGGUUCCACGAGAGUCCGAGUCUCCGAGAUGGGAACGGUGGUCAGCGUGGUCCUAGCGGCAACCAUCAUCCUUGGCCUCCAUAUCACCACUCUCGCCAUCACUGACCUCAACGUGCGUAUCGUUCUUACAUCACCUUGAUUCAGAAUUCGUUACAGUGACUCUUAACCCCCAAACAAAAAUAUUGGUUAGAGUGAUCAUUUAAACUGAUUCAUAUUUUUUUUCUUAAUACAAUAUUUAAACUACCUUAAUCCCGGCGCUGAAAAUAGAUUCCUUCACUGUAAUUGAAUUAAAACAAUGUUAAGGUUAAAAACGUCUUUCGAAUUUGAAAUAAUUUAUAUUUUAUUUUAACCCUUUCCUUACUGCUAUUAUAUGUAUACCUGUUUUACCGGUAUAAGGUGAAAAGGAAGUGACAUCGUUAGGUCUUGUAUUUGCAUUGCAGUUACAACGGCAAGAAACAACAGUUACACAAGUUAGAAAAGAACGAUGAUUAUUUGUUGAAUUUAAAUUAAUAGAAUAAAAAAUAAUUGGCAGAUUUAAUUAUGUCAGAGUCUUGUCUGUAUUGAGCAGACAAUGGUGAGAUGAAGCGAACUUUUCCAAUCUGUUUCCAGCAACACCCCAUGUUCUAGUUUCUUACUCAGAUAACCUUAUCACUCUUUUAUUUUUUCUUUAAUUGAUUUUCUCCUAACAUUUUCUGUCUUAGUCCUCCUGCUCACCCGAUUUGGUAUCUUUCUACCAAUCAUAAUCCCAUUGCAUUGCAGCCCAUUAAGUUUUUCUUUUCUUUUCUUUUCUUUUAAUUUUCAGCUCAACUUGGUUCAGAUCUGGAAGGUUACUUACUUACUUUCAUUUUGAGUUGGGCAAGAAAAGUUUCUUUUCAAGGAAAAAUUUUCUGGCAGGUUUUUAUGCUUUGUUUGAGGGGUUCUCAAGGGGAAAACUCAAAUACCCAGACUGGAUCCAUUGAGGUAAAUUGAUGUUUCUUGCUCCAAAAGGGGAAUGCAUGUUGUUCAAGUUGCUUGCUGAGAUAUAAAUCCCAGCUAUUUUGUGUUACAUUUUGUAGAUGAAUGAAUUCCUUCCUGUCCUGUUAAAGGCUUGAUGAAAAAAAGGGAAAAAAAGCUUAGUCACUUGUUUCUUUUAUUAGCAUUGGUUUGUUCAUGCUGUUUUCUUGAGAAAAUUAUAAAUUGAGAGAGAGAGAGAGAAAGGGGUUUAGUUUCUUGAGGAAGGGAGUGUGAUAAUGGGGAAGGUCCAAGGCAGGGAGUUGUUGCCUUUGCUCCUUGUUGUAUUAUGUGCAGUUUUUAGAAGCGGUGAAGCUCAGACAAAGUCUUUUCUGAUAAAUUGUGGUACAAAUUCCAGUGUGAAUGUGGAGGGUAGAAAAUGGGUUGGUGACUUGGCUCCUGAUAACAAUCUCACCCUUAGUUCUCCUGGUGUUGUUUCCACUACUCCUGCACUAAGUGGUGAUACAAUCUUUUCUCCACUCUACAGAUCUGCUCGGCUUUUCGGUGAUGAAUUGAACUACACGUUUUAUGGCAUCCAAGGGAACUAUUUCUUGAGGCUUCAUUUCUGUCCCUUCUCCUUCGAGGACCAUAAUGUAAAUGAAUCUUCUUUCGAUGUUGCGGCAAAUGGUCUGAAACUCUUAGCACAGGUUAAUGUUGUCGGUGAGAUUGCACACAAGAAUUUGUACCUCCAGAGUUCUGGGAGCAAUUUCAGCUCGUUCUCUUUGGUUAAAGAGUAUAUUUUACCCAUCAAUUCGAAUUCACUUGUGAUUGAGUUCACCCCGACAAAAGGAUCAUUUGGUUUCAUUAAUGCCAUAGAGAUGAUCCCUAUGACUGAUAAACUUUUCGCUGAUUCUGUCAGUAAAGUGGGUGGAAAUGAUGUGAACCUGAAUCUAAGUGGAAGGGGAAUUGAAACUAUGUAUAGGUUGAAUGUUGGGGGUCCGGAGAUUAACCCCAAUGAGGAUUCCGAUUAUUGGAGAGCAUGGGAUGUGGAUUCUGGAUAUAUGAUCACAGCAAAUGCAGGUUCUGAAAUAAAUAACAGUUCUAAUAUUACCUAUGCUUCUACAAAUGACUCUUCAGUGGCUCCUCUUCUUGUGUAUGAAACAGCAAGAAGCAUGUCUAACACCCAAGUCUUGGAGAAAAGGUUCAAUAUGUCAUGGAGGUUUGAAGUGGAUCCCGAUUUUGAUUACUUAGUCCGCCUACACUUCUGUGAGCUGGUAUUUGAUAAGCCAAGCCUUAGGAUUUUCAGAAUCUACAUAAACAACCGGACUGCUGCGAACAAUUAUGACCUUUUUGUGAAGGCAGGUGGAAUGAAUAAAGCUUAUCAUCAGGAUUACUUUGAUGCGGUCUCUUCAAAAAUCGACACCCUCUGGAUUCAGCUCGGUCCUGACACAGCAGCUGGUGCUUCAGGCACCGAUGCUCUCUUGAAUGGGCUGGAGAUUUUCAAGCUUAGCCGAAAUGGAAACCUUGCCCAUGUGCAGAGAUACAAUUCAACAAAAAGUUCAAGUCAUGCUUCAAGGUUCUGGGUUCUCUGGGUGGGAAUUGCUGCAGGUGUAGCUACUGUUGCCAUUCUUGCAGUUGCUGUUACGCGUGUAUGCUGUUUCUGCAAAAAACGAGGAAAAGAAUCAGGUGACACGAAAAACAACAGUAAUGCUGGGUGGCGACCAUUAUUCCUCAACGGUUCUAUUUUAAAUAGCUCUGCCAAUGCCAAGCGAUCGUCUAGACUUCAAAAUCUAAAUGGAUCUAUGGCCUCCACUGGAGUUGGUAGGCAAUUUACGCUUGCUGAGAUUCGGGCAGCAACAAAUAAUUUUGAUGAAAGUUUAGUGAUUGGUGUAGGGGGCUUUGGCAAAGUAUUUAAAGGGGAGAUUGGAGAUGGCACUCUUGCAGCCAUAAAGCGAGCAAAUCCACAAUCUGAGCAAGGGCUUGCUGAAUUUCAUACUGAGAUUGAGAUGCUUUCAAAGCUUAGACAUAGGCAUUUGGUCUCCAUGAUUGGAUUCUGUGAUGAACAAAAUGAGAUGAUCUUGGUCUAUGAAUACAUGGCAAAUGGAACUCUUAGGAGUCAUCUGUUUGGAAAUGAUGUCCCGCCAUUGACUUGGAAGCAGCGAUUAGAAGCAUGCAUUGGUGCUGCCCGGGGACUGCACUACCUUCAUACAGGAGCAGAGCGGGGAAUUAUUCACAGGGAUGUUAAAACAACCAACAUUUUGUUGGAUGAAAAUUUUGUGGCUAAAAUGUCAGAUUUUGGCCUGUCAAGAGCUGGUCCUUCUUUGGAGCAUACUCAUGUUAGUACUGCAGUGAAGGGGAGCUUCGGAUAUCUAGACCCUGAGUAUUUUCGCAGGCAACAGUUGACCGAGAAAUCUGACGUCUACUCUUUUGGUGUGGUGUUGUUCGAAGUUGUUUGUGCUCGUGCUGUUAUAAAUCCCAGCUUGCCAAAAGAGCAGAUAAAUCUUGCAGAGUGGGCAAUGAAAUGGCAGAGACAAAAGUCGCUUGAAACCAUUAUUGACCCUCAUCUGAGGGGAAACUAUUCUGCAGAAUCAAUGGAGAAAUUUGGAGAGAUAGCAGAGAAAUGCCUUGCAGACGAGGGGAAGAACCGGCCUACAAUGGGGGAUGUUCUAUGGCACUUGGAGUAUGUGUUGCAACUUCAUAAAGCAUGGAUUUUGUCCAACACCACGGAUAAUUCCUUCUCAAGCAGUCAGGCCUUGAGGGAUUUGGAAGUUAAAGAAGCUGAAAAUAGGCCGUUUGAUGGUAACUCUGGUUUAGGGGCAUCGAACUCUCAUGGUGAGCUUGUCUAAUAACGGACAGUUGAAGAGCUGGUAAUUGUAUUCCUUUACAAUAUAAAACUACUAGUAGCUGAAAAUUCUUUUUAUUUUUGUUGUAUUAAGCUUGAAGAGUUUCCUGGUGUAAGCUCCUUCCCAGGUAUGCAGUAAAAUGAUAUAAAUCACGUUAAUGUUCAAUGAUUUAA
Messenger RNA from Gossypium arboreum, 4007 nucleotides. RefSeq names its product probable receptor-like protein kinase At1g30570. Lineage: Eukaryota; Viridiplantae; Streptophyta; Magnoliopsida; Malvales; Malvaceae. The transcript has a single exon. Gene Ontology annotation, biological process: protein autophosphorylation. Bases 1291 to 3837 code for a protein of 848 amino acids. Gene Ontology annotation, cellular component: plasma membrane; plasmodesma. The record is from RefSeq and is a predicted model, not a curated record. Gene Ontology annotation, molecular function: transmembrane receptor protein tyrosine kinase activity; ATP binding.